UGUGGCACUAGGACCCAUAGCCGAGUUCUCCAGCAGUGCCCUACUAUUGCCAAAUGAUAGCGCACCUCUUCCACUCUCUAGCCACUGUUUGUGAUCCGAAGUGGACAUGGCAGCGAACCGGGUCGGGAGGAGAUGUAACAACAAGGUCCAUUCCCCGAGUAGGGGUCCAGGUAGGGACCCGGGGCUUAGCUUGCAGAAGAGGCAAGCACGGGUCACGGUAAAGUACAACAGAAAGGAGCUCCAAAGGCGCUUGGAUGUGGAGAAGUGGAUUGACUGUAGUCUGGACGAGCUCUAUUUGGGCAGGGAGGAGGAGAUGCCGGAGGAGGUGAACAUCGACGGGCUGUUAGACCUGAAGAGUGACGAGGAGAGAACGCACAGGCUCCAGGAAAUGUUUCACACGUGCAAUAACACAGAGGUUUUCAUCAAGGAACUGGUGUUGAAACUCCACGGGCUGCAGAAACAGGAGGACCUCCACAACAAUGGCAUCGAACAACCCCAGCUACACAUCUUCCCCAACAGGCAAAACUCUGCAGACCGAGAGGUGAUCUGAAGGCCGUGUUACGUUGCCCUUCAACCCCAGAACCCGACUCCCCAUUCCUCCCCAGCCUGAUGCCACGGACCUCAUCUGAAAAACAUGGGGUCUUGCUGGUCUUUACACUGUGCUCUACACACUGUCAAAUACACAUCAAGCAGCUAGCCAGAUCUGACAACUUAUCACAAACUUUGCAGACACCUUAUCUUCUGUCCACACACACACACACACACACACACAGCCACAAUGCACAGGCAGUCCUUGCAACAUUUGUACCUCUACGAUGUCAGAUGAGUUCUGUUUUAUUUUUGUUAACGCCGUGUCCGAAAUGUUUGAAACAUGCUGCUCUCUGUUGGGUCGCUACCGCUACUUGUGUUCUGUGUGUCCUUGAAUUGCUUUUAUUGGACAACUCAUUAGGGUAUCGACUGUUGGUCGGUGUGUCUCAUGUGAGAUGCACCUCUGAUUCUGUUUAGCUCAUAAACCAGAACCAAAGAGUCCAGCAAUGUACUGUAGAUACCAAUGUCAGUUGGAAGGUAAUAGAGACUCUAUAGAGCUUUCAUAUACCCCCAAUGGGUUAGUCAACGGUUCCUCGCUAUGAGCAGGUCUACCAUAUUUUCAAACUGCAUCCAGUAACAUGAGACAGUAGCUCAUGAGGUCAACUUGAAGAGAAAAAAAUAAUAUAUAUAUAUAUAUACUGCUCAAAAAAAUAAAGGGAACACUUAAUACAACCUAGAUCUGAACG
Molecule: messenger RNA, 1274 nt
Organism: Oncorhynchus tshawytscha (Chinook salmon)
Lineage: Eukaryota; Metazoa; Chordata; Actinopteri; Salmoniformes; Salmonidae
Gene: ppp1r14ab
Product: protein phosphatase 1, regulatory (inhibitor) subunit 14Ab
Exons: 4
Coding region: 107-550 (147 amino acids)
Biological process (GO): regulation of phosphorylation
Cellular component (GO): cytoplasm
Molecular function (GO): protein serine/threonine phosphatase inhibitor activity
Source: RefSeq, a predicted model, not a curated record